AUGGGAGAGGACCAAGACCAAGUAUUUUCAAUAGAGUCAUAUUCAUCCCUCCUUAUUAAACAGAUUCAUAUCAGUAAAUAUCCAUUAAAACCAAAGGAUCUGCAUAAAAUAGACAAAGUGCAGAAUAUAAUGAUCAUUGAUGCAUAUUUAAAUUUACAACGGGUACGGCACGAAUUAUACGGCAGUACAUUUAAAUAUUUUAUACUCCCGGACAGGGCCAGGAUUACUUUAGAGUCAUUGUGUAAAAAGAAGUAUAAGAGAAAUAGCAUGCAUUUGGAUAAAAAAAUAAGCAUACCAAAUAAGGAAAUUUCUUUAUUAAAAAUAACGGAUUUUCCUAAUAUAGAAGAAAUAAUUAAUUCCACUGUAAAAAUCAAAAAUCCCCAUGCGGGUGCGCAUACAUCAGAAAUAACCCGAAAUUCAUGGAUAUUCAAAAUAUUAGACGAGAAUAAUUUAUUCUGUGAUGACUCCUUGGUCUUAUUCUUAUCACAGGAUAAUUUACUCCUCCCAAUAACCCGACAUAACCCGAAAUAA
Nematocida parisii ERTm1 is the source of this 531-nucleotide messenger RNA. RefSeq lists its product as uncharacterized. Bases 1 to 531 code for a protein of 176 amino acids. The transcript has a single exon. NCBI's taxonomy places the organism in Eukaryota, Fungi, Microsporidia. The record is from RefSeq and is a predicted model, not a curated record.